AUAAUGCUGUAGGGAAUAUUUGCAUUACGCAGUUUGUAAGGCUGAACGCGCAAGAAUGGAGUGGCGCAACUUCGUCGCGCCGAACCAGCAGUUGCUGAUGCGAGCGCACACGAGAAAUGUGAUAGCCAGGACUGUGCCCGAGAUGUCCUUCGUCGACGAGAACGCAGAGCUUGCUCAUUCGCUCGACUUGCUGUACUAUGGCGUGGGAUGGAAUUGGCUUCAGAGCGCGAAGGACGCGGAGCACCUAGAGAUGGAUGCGGUGAUGGCUUCAACGACGGACAACGACCAUCAGGGCAUAGAGAACACGCUGGAAGUGGGCACAGACAGCUUCUGGUCUAGCACCGGCGCCCGAACCACUGCGCCCGGAGAGUCGCUGCUGUACCGGCUGCAGGCGCCGCUGGCUGUACGGGUGUCGUACGUUAGCCUGGGCGUGUACCGGGCCAUGUACCAGCACGGAGACCCCAUGUACCCGCCCCGCUACGUGUCCUUCCUCACCGGCCCCACCCCCACUCAGCUCUACCCCGCCUCCCCAGUCUACCCCGUGCGCCUAACCGACGGCCAGCAGGUGUUUGCGCUGUCGCCGUGUGCGCCGCUGUGCCGCUACCUCAUGGUGCGCAUGCACGGCCGCGCGCAGAAGCAAUGGGAGGAUGCCAGGUACUACAUUGCCGUACGGGCUGUAGCGGCACACGGCCGCCCGGCGCCGCUGUCGGAGUUGCAGAAGGUGUCUCGCCUGACGGCGGGCCUGGGGCUGACGUGGCACAACACACGCGGCCUGUCGCCAGCGUCACUGGCCACACGAGCCGCCGCGGAGCCUUCCGCCGCUGCCACUGCCGCAGCAGCGGUGGCGGUGGCGGCGCCAGAGGCCGCGGCCGCGGACAUAGCUAUGCCUGACGCCGCCGCCGCCGCCACGGAUGCGGCAGUGGCCGAGCGGCAUCAUCCGGGUGUUCUGCCAGCGGCGGCAGCAGCAGCGGCGGAGCCUGGUGGCGCUGCGGAGGAGGCGGAGGCCGAGGUGGAGGAGGAGGUGGCGGAGGUGGCGGAGGAGGUGAAUUCGGAUUCAGAGGAAGAGGAUGAGGAGGAGGAUGAGGAUGAGGAGGAAGAUGCAGAGGAGGCGGAGCCGCUGGCGCCGGCGGCGGGGGAGGCGGCGGCGGCGGGCGUGCCCCUGCCGCGAGCCGAGGUGUUUGACGUUCGGCGGCUGCAGCAGCAACGCCUGCAAGUGCGCGGCGGCGGCGGCGCCGUGCCUGCCUGGACCUGCACCUCCUCCUCCCUGCCCUGGCGGCGGCAGCACCGGCGGCGGCAGCGCGCCCCGGGGCGCGGCGCCGGCGGCGGCGCCGGAUUCAGUGCUGGCGGGCAAGUCCCCAGCAUAGCCGCAGAGGCGGCGGCUGUUAUGGAGGUAGUUGCUCCCAGGAGUGGGGCCGCCGCCAGUGGCGGCACCCACAGUAGCAGCGGCGGCGCCAGCAGCGGCGCCGGCGAAGGCUCCGGAGCGGAGGGCGGCGGUGUGGAUGACGCGGCUGUUCUGCUUGAUCGGCGGCCGGCUGUGACCGGGCCCACGGCCUGCGAGAUGCGGUUGCUGGCGGCGCGGCAGCAGCUGAGCAGGCUCGUUCGGCAUCUGGCUCACGUGCCCUGGGAAGAGUCUUUCCACAUCCUCAGCGGCGGCGGCCAGCAGCCGCCCCGCACGCCACCAGUGAAGGCGAUUCCGGCGCGGCGCUUCAGCGCUCUCCAGGUGCUGGCGGCAGAGGGGCUGCCGCCCGGCGUGCUGCCCGCCGCCACCGCGCGCGCCGCCAAGGUGGCGGCGCGCGCCGCCGAGCGGGCGCUCCCCCGCCCGCCGGGCAGUCGCAGCGGCGGCGGCGGCGGCGGCGGCGGCGGCGCGCCGCCAGACGGCGACGACGUCGCGGAGCGCAUGAUGCAGCUGCUGCUGAUGCCGGUGCCCGAAGGGCGGGAGAGCGCCACCGCCGCCGCCGCCGCGGCCGGAGGUGGCGGCGGCGGCGCGUCGGAGGCGGCGGCGCUGCAGCGCCGCAUCACACGCCUGGCGGCGAUCGUGUCGCGCGGCCGUGAGGCGCGUGCUGCGCUGUCGUACCUCAUGUUGUCGUACCCGGUGAUGGGCACGAGCAUGCCCGCGCUGCGCUGCCAUGCUACGGUGCACCAUGGUUUGCUGGAGGCGGAGGCGAAGCUGGCGGCGGUGCAGCUGGAGGCGGCGGCGGCCAGCAAGGCCAGCGGCGUGGCGGCGGCGGAGCAGCGCGUGGCGGCGGCGGCGGCCAACGUGGCGGCGGCGCGCGCGGCGCUGGCGGCGGCGCGGGCGGAGGUGGAGUCAGAUGCGGCGGAUACGACGGCCGCGGCGGCGCCUGGGGCGGCUGCGACGCAGGCGGGCGGCGGCGCAACCGCGAUGGAGGAGGCCGGGAGCACAGUGGCAGCAGCAGCAGCAGCAGCGGCAGCAGCCUCGGUGGCGGCGGCGGAGCCGCCGCCAGCCGUGCGGCGGCGCCACCUCCGGGCGGCGGUGGCGGCGGCGGCGGGUCUGCUGCCGUACCUCCCCGGCCGUGUGCUGUUCGUACAGCUGCCGGGAGGCGCCGUGGGGCCGUGGGCCCGGCAUGGGCUGACGGGGUUGGGGCUACCGCUUCCGGCGGGCGCGGCCGUCGCCGCAGACGGCUGCGUGGCGGCUACUGUCACUGGCGGCGGCGGCGGCGGUGGCGCGGCGCCGAUGGAAGUGGAUGCAGCGGCGGCCGGUUCUGGAUCCAGGGAGGACGGCGGCGGCGACGGCGGCAACGGGUGGCUGGUCUCAAUCCAUGACUUCGAGCAUCUCCUGACUAGUGGUUCCACGUAACCUGGAUCCGGAUCUUGGACCAUCAGGGUGCAGCAGCUCCUUGCCGGCUUCGUACGGUACGACGGACGUCUCCGUUUGUCGAGUGGCGGUCGCCACGGUUGCAGAACAAGUUUCUUAACUGCAUCAGAGCUACAGAGAGCGUCUCGUGUGCCUGGGCAGGCAGGUCUGGCUGGCACUCCGUCGGCGGUUUCAGAUGUGCAGGAGCAGGAGCUGCGGCAAUUGCAGCGGCAAUGGCAGGAGCUGUAGAAGCAUCGGCAGCAACAGCAGAAGCAGAAGGAGCGGGAGCGGGCCGAGGCUUUCCCAGGCCAAGCCCAUGGCAAGCCCAGGCCCCAUGGCGAAGCCAGGGCUACAUGGCAUAUCCAGGACAGCCAGCAGUACUGGAACGCUGUGGUUGCAGUCGGCGGUCAUGCGUACGGUCGGGGGUGUUCAGGCGCUGCGAGUGAGCACGUAUGCAAAGGAACGGUGGGGCCACACAAGGCACGGCAUCAUAAAGGCAUGGCUGUUGGCACGUGCUGUUUUCGACGGCCGGAGCUCUGAAAGCUUGGGCCAAGCACGGACUGCCUGGCGCGCCUCACGUGUGGGUCGUGUGGGCACUGGAACGGUUGAGGGGCAGCUGCUGCACGCAAGUUUUUCGUUAGGUUGAUUGGAGUUUGGUUGUGUUGCUGAAUUAUGUGGAGAUUGGUUGUGUUGUUGUCCAGUUCGUAUGGGGCUACAACUCAAGCGUCGCCACAGCUGCGAAAUAGUGCGAUGAAGAUUAGGCAGUCCAACGAUUUUCGGUGAAGUUGCGUCUAAAGUUGCGUCACGUUGUCGAAAUUAAACAUUAUUGGAGUACUUAUACGUUGUGUUAAAUUGCAAUUACUCAAACGUGAAGAUGCGUGUUCCCAAUUGAUUUCGCUGCUCGUUGCUUGUUCUGAGGAGCGUCCUUGCGCAUCACUAGAAACGUCAACAUGACUACAUGAAUUUCGCAUAGGUGCGACUUUAUCCGCGGGCAGUUCUGCGGAGGGCAGGCUGCGAGGCUUGGACACAUAGCGUAGGCCGUUUCCCGUGAGCUUCUGGGUACCGACAUGCCCAAAGACUGCAUUACGGCCCGCCGUCAGGGUUAAGGAGGGCUAUCGGGCAACACAAAGUUCCGACCCUGGAGCGGAGCAAUUGUCUCUCGUCGAGCCUCUCCGCGGCGCCGGGCCCGGGACACCUUGUGGAAAUCACAUCAGCGCAUACUUGUCGCGGGGCCAGUCCUGGGCACGACUCGGGCCUGCGCCUUCGCUGCAGGCGCUGGGCAUGCUAGCCUCCCCAAGCCUGGUGCACAGCGGCCGAGCUCGUGCAGCCUAGCUGCAACGCCCAGUUGCAUGGACCACGACGCUUUCACCGAGCAACCUUACCAACGCGGCGGGGCAGCGAGAUUGUGAACAGCCACGUAC
Messenger RNA from Chlamydomonas reinhardtii, 4233 nucleotides. RefSeq lists its product as uncharacterized. The record is from RefSeq and is a predicted model, not a curated record. The transcript is spliced from 10 exons. NCBI's taxonomy places the organism in Eukaryota, Viridiplantae, Chlorophyta, Chlorophyceae, Chlamydomonadales, Chlamydomonadaceae. Bases 56 to 2815 code for a protein of 919 amino acids.